Messenger RNA from Morchella sextelata, 321 nucleotides. RefSeq lists its product as uncharacterized. The transcript has a single exon. Bases 1 to 321 code for a protein of 106 amino acids. The record is from RefSeq and is a predicted model, not a curated record. NCBI's taxonomy places the organism in Eukaryota, Fungi, Ascomycota, Pezizomycetes, Pezizales, Morchellaceae.
AUGGCUUUCAACUCACCGAUUUUCAAUCCUCAGCAGAUCAAUAUCCUAAGUAACAGGAUCGAGGUCCUCAAAGCUGAGCUCUGUCACUCGCACUCUCUCCUCGAGCGCUAUGUCAGGCAACUUGCAAGGAUGCACACCCACGGUCUUAAUGCAGUUUAUGUCCCAGUUGCCGGCGAUAUCAUCAAUAUCAGCAACGAGGAACUUACUGCUCGAAUUUCAGCGCUUACAUUCAGGAUUGUGAAGAGAAAAAGAUUGACUAACAGCUUGGAAAUGAGACUUGGGCUGCUCCUGGAGGCGAAUAGAUGGGUUUGGCUUCUUUAG